Spinacia oleracea (spinach) is the source of this 1029-nucleotide messenger RNA. RefSeq names its product protein FAR1-RELATED SEQUENCE 5-like. Bases 1 to 1029 code for a protein of 342 amino acids. Lineage: Eukaryota; Viridiplantae; Streptophyta; Magnoliopsida; Caryophyllales; Amaranthaceae. The record is from RefSeq and is a predicted model, not a curated record. The transcript has a single exon.
AUGUGGACGUGUGAGUGCUAUAGUGUUCCCGAAAGAAAGCAGACGGUCAGUUGUGAUGAAGGUUCUGAUUUGCUGGUUCUUGUUGGCAGUGGUGUACACAAGUCAAAUAAAUGUGAAUGUCCCGUUCAUGUUUUUUCUAGUGUAAAUGAGAUAGGGCAGUGGAUUAUAUGUAGAUCAGUCAUGGGACAUGCAAAUCACCACCCAACCCCGGGUAAGUUCCGAACAAUUGCUGCCUUCCGGAAGCAGUUCAUUGAAGAUAAUCCGCACAUAGGUCGGGAAUUUAAGGUGUGUAGGAAGGCUGGGUUGCGGCCAAAUCAAGUGUAUAAUUUGAUGUCAACCAAGAGGAAUGGUAAAGAGCACAUGCCCUUUUCGCAGAAGGAUCUUCAUGAUUACGCUGCUAAACUGAGAAAGGAGAAGUCGGAAGGGGGAAGUGCUAGGGCGAUGUUUACUUACUUUGAGAACAUGAAAGACGAUAAUCCUGAUUUUUUUCACGUGUUUAGGCAAGCUGACAAUGGGCGCUUGCUAGAUGUUCUUUGGGUUGAUGCUCGUAGUAGAGCGGGCUAUGAGGAGUUUGGUGAUGUUGUAUGCUUUGACACCACUUACUUGACCAAUCAAUAUAGAAUGCCGUUUGCGAAUUUUGUAGGUGUAAAUCACCAUGGGCAAAGCAUAUUACUUGGAUGUUCUUUGGUAUCUCGUGAGACAGUCGACACCUUUGAGUGGAUAUUUGGUCAUUGGUUGGAGUGUAUGGGAGGUAAAGCACCCAUUGGGAUAUUGACAGAUAAGGAUGUCGCUAUGAGGAAGGCUUUAAGGUCAACCAUGAGUCAAUCAUGUCAUAGGUGGUGUCUAUGGCACAUUACGCAGAAAUUUUGUAAGAAGCUCGGAAAGAAUGAAGAGUACCUUGAUUUGAAGGAAGAUUUGGAGCAUGCGAUUUAUGAUAGUCUUGAUGCUGAUGAAUUUGAAAUGAAUUGGGAAACUAUGAUGGAGCGGUAUACCCUGUCAAAGAUUGAAUCUGUUUGGCUUGAAGGUUAG